Molecule: messenger RNA, 1497 nt
Organism: Stereum hirsutum FP-91666 SS1
Lineage: Eukaryota; Fungi; Basidiomycota; Agaricomycetes; Russulales; Stereaceae
Product: NAD-P-binding protein
Exons: 7
Coding region: 208-1206 (332 amino acids)
Source: RefSeq, a predicted model, not a curated record
UCCACCUCACCAAUUCUAUGUCAUGGUUCCAACCGACUCAUCGGCUAUGUUAUAUUACAUAGUCCGAUCACAAGUGAGAGUAUUUACCGUCCCAUCACGGCCAUUGCUGUUGUCCUGUGACUGCUAUUCAGGGGAGAGUGGGACAGAUGAAACCCGAUCCAUCGUGAGAUGUACGAUGGGACUAGAGCUAAAAAAAGUCGAUUCAUAAUGUAUUGGAUCAACUCAGGAGGAACUUAUUCUCCCAACCCGAGUCUCAUCGUAUUUGGUGGAAGUGGCUUCGUCGGAACGUCCAUCGUCAACGCUCUCCUCGCGAGUAACGAAUUCCGCAUCAGAAUACCUGUCCGCCCGACCUCCACAUCCAAACCCUCCGUGGCCAGACUCCUCGCCUUAGCUCCUGUCAGCAUCGUCUUCGUCGACAUCGCCGUCGCCUCUACCUCUCUUCUCAAAGAAAUCAUAGCGGACGCGGAGGUGGUGAUUUGCACACUGGAAAUUUAUGACCAAGUGGACUUGCAGAAGAAGUUGGUCGACAUUUGUGUGGAGGUGGGGACUGUGAAGAGGUUCAUACCGAAUGAUUGGGCGAGUACGGGGGUGAAGGGGGUGAGGUGGUUACAUGACAAGAAAUUGGAGGUCAGGGAGUACGUGAAGAAUUCAGGCCUUGGGUAUACGUUCAUCGACACCGGCUUCUGGCACCAAGUGCUCUUCCGUCCACUAACGCCUACCGGUCUUAAAUACCCCAUCUUCUGGGAAGCCUCGAAGAACGUCUACAACGGCGGAACCGUCAAGACCGCGUGCAUCCACCAUGACGACUUGGGAAGGUCUGUUGCAAGGAUCAUUAAAGACCCGAGGACGCUGAAUCAAUAUGUCUUUGUAUGGGCACAGGAGGUGACGCAAAUGGAGUUGAAUGCAUUAGCACAUGAGCUGGGCGAUCCUAGUCUCGAAUCUAUCCCCCGUGACACAGGAUACGUACUCUCCAAGAUCAAGGAAGCUAAACUCGGGAACGAACAUCAGAUCCUCGCCUAUUGGCAGUACCACCGCUCCCUCUGGAUUCUCGGCGAGAAUGUCGUCUCUAACGCUGUAAAAGCGGAGUUCGGCGGCGCAUUGGAUACGCAGGUGUUAUAUCCUGAUAUGAUCGCGGGAUUGCGAGGUGUGAGGGAGAGCGCGGUGGAGUUCUAUGCGCGCGCAAAGGAGAGUUUGGAGGUGGCGUGAGUUUGCUAUGGGUUGUUCAGGACGGCUGAGUCUUGUGGGUAGCAGGUAAGAUGGCAAAGUAUGAAAUAUGGGAUUGGGAGGCUGAAUGGACAGGAAAGGGCAAACUUGAACUGAGGUAGCCGACGUGCGGUUGGGGUAUCUUUCGUCGGUACGAUGCCGCGACUGAGAAUGGUUCCAUGCACAGACUGAAUAUACUCCUCUUCGUCGAGCCUUUGGCCGACGUGGAGAAUGUAGGUUGUUCUCUGCCACAGUCGGCGCAUAGCCUGUUGCCUACCAGUCUCUCUACUCGGG